GCGACGGUGAGGGCAGCGAUGGGCGCCGGGACAGAGCCGGCGGAGGCGCGGUGCGACGCGGCGGAGGGGAGGGUCUACCUGGACCACAACGCCACCACCCCCCUGGCCCCUGAGGUGGCCCAGGCCGUGCGGGAUGCCAUGCUCCAGGCCUGGGGCAACCCCAGCAGCUCCCACCCUGCAGGCAGGAAGGCGAAGGAGCUCAUCGGCUGCGCCCGGGAGAGCCUGGCGAGGAUGGUGGGAGGCCGGCCAGAGGACAUCGUCUUUACCUCGGGGGGCACGGAGGUGGGAGCAGCCGCAGAGGAGGGCAAGGACAAAGGGCGCCGCCCUUUCUCUGGGCCUUCCUUUUCCCCUCUGCCUUUCUCUCUUCAGGCAAACAACAUGGUGAUCCACACCGCCCGCAGGCACUUCCGCGAAAGCCAGGCCAGGCCGGGGGACGGCCGGGGGACGCCGCACAUCGUGACGUCGAGCGUGGAGCACGACUCCAUCCGCCUGCCACUGGAGCAGCUGGUGAAGGACAGCCUGGCAGAAGCCACCUUUGUGGCUGUGUCCCCACGAAGCGGGCGGGCUGAGGUGGACGACGUCCUCGCUGCCAUCCGGCCGACCACCUGCCUGGUUUCCAUCAUGUUGGCCAAUAACGAGACUGGGGUCAUCAUGCCUGUAACAGAGCUGAGCCAGCGCGUCCAUGCCCUCAAUCAGUGGAGAGUGGCGGAGGGGCUGCCCAGGAUCCUGGUGCACACAGAUGCGGCGCAGAUGAUUGGCAAGGGGCGUGUGGACGUGCAGGAGCUGGGGGUGGACUACCUCACCAUCGUGGGACACAAGUUCUAUGGCCCGCGGAUUGGUGCGCUGUACGUGCGUGGCCCCGGCACCACCACCCCGCUGCACCCCAUGCUCUUUGGAGGGGGACAAGAGAGGAGUUUCCGGCCGGGCACCGAGAACACCCCAAUGAUCGCUGGCCUCGGCCAGGCUGCAGAGUUGGUGAGCAAGAACUGGGAGGCCUACGAGGCUCAUAUGCAGGAUGUUCGGGAUUACCUGGAGGCCAGGCUGGAGGCCUCCUUUGGGAAGCAGAGGAUCCACCUCAACAGCCACUUUACAGGCUCCAAGCGACUCUGCAACACCUCUAACUUCUCCAUUCUGGGCCCAGGUCUUCAAGGGCGAAGGGUGCUGUCUCUCUGCAAGACGCUUCUCGCCAGCGUUGGGGCUGCCUGCCACUCUGAGAAAGGGGAUCGGCCUUCUGCAAUUCUGCUCAGCUGCGGGAUCCCCUAUGACGUGGCGCAGAAUGCCCUGCGGCUGAGCGUGGGGCGAGACACCACCCGGGCAGAAGUGGACCUGGUUGUGCAGGACCUAGUGCAGGCUGUGGCGCAGCUGUACCAGGACCAAGCCCUGUAGACCCUGGGGAUCGCUCCCUGGCCAUCACCCAGGUUCUCGGGACGGGAUUGUGCCCUGCUUGGCCCCUGGGUGCUGGCUGCCUGUGUCAGUUUGGGCUCAGGUUUUGGCGGGAUUAGUUUUGCGCCUGAUCCCUAAGCUGAACUGAUGCAGCCUGCAGUUUGUGAUUGUGGAUCAGACGUUGGGGAAGUGGCAGCUGGUGGUGGCAAGAGGAGGAAGUGGGAUCACCCGUUUCGGCAGCAAUGUGCUCUUAGCUCUGCUUAGCUGUAUGUCAGCUUGUGCUCACAGGGAUCACAGUGGGGCUGGCACGGCUCUGCAGCACAUACGGCUCGAGCAGAGAAGCUAGCGCAGGCGCUCUAGGCAGCAGGGGGCUAUGCUGAGGAAGGGCCUUUGCUGCUUUGGGGCUGGAGCAGCUCAUCGAGAGCUUGCUGAGGACUCUCUCAUCCCCGCCGCACGGCACAGGCAUUCGAGGAGUCUCGCUGUUGGGUGUUUCUCACUUGCCAGCAUGUACGCAGCCGGCUGCGUGCAUGCAUGUCUCAAAGUUCGACUCCCUCCAGAGCAUAGCAGGGGUGGAAGCCAUAGGAGAUGAAGCCUUUUUGCCCUGGUUGCUUUCCACAAAGGAAGCUUUCCCACUGUCUAAUCCCUCAGAGGAGGAAAGACCAUCUGCCCCAGAGGGAAAUGAGGAGUUGACAGAAGCACAGCAAGAUUCUGGGCUGGGAACUGCCCUGCCCCUGCCAGGGCCCUAAGCUGCCAAAGGGUUUUUUGGCUGAGAAGGUGAUGGGCACAGCUUUCCCAGCACUGUGUUGCGUUACCUGCUCCCCUUCCUCCUGUCCUUCCUACAGUGGGCAGAGCUCCGGUUGCCAGCUCCACGUGCUCCUAAAGGGAACAGAGUUGUCGGGGCAGCUGUAACUGUGCCAGUACCUGAGGAAACGUGUCUUCCCUGCGUGGCCCAGGCGGUGGUUCUCAUCACUGACACAGGAGCGCACAAGUGUUGCAUGGAUUAGGAAUGUUGCCGGCUGGGCUGACUGAUGUCAGGGAACCUGGUCUCCCUGGCUAUUCGUAGGAAUAAAAGUGCUGCUGCUGUGGCUUUUUCCCAAGUAACAUGUAUUUUCUAUGGCGUUUUCCAUGGGGGAAGCUGGGCUGGUUGGAGUCACCUGAGCAAUGUCUUUUCCCUCAGAAAAUGCUCGUGUCCCAGAAUAGAGGCACAGUCCACUGGAGCAGGGAGGUGCCCGCUGGUCCUGGUUGGCGUGGACCCCAUGGACACAGAUUCUCAGACAGCAGUCUUUCUCUUUACCAGCCAUACAUUAGCAUGGCCAGGAAUACUAUUUGGAACCAUAAACCCUGGGGCUUUUUGUAAAUCUAAUUUCUAACUGAAGUGUUAGGACCCAAGCACACUGACUUAAUGUCACUGGAUGCCUGUCAGGCUGUU
Molecule: messenger RNA, 2812 nt
Organism: Haliaeetus leucocephalus (bald eagle)
Lineage: Eukaryota; Metazoa; Chordata; Aves; Accipitriformes; Accipitridae
Gene: SCLY
Product: selenocysteine lyase
Exons: 11
Coding region: 19-1386 (455 amino acids)
Source: RefSeq, a predicted model, not a curated record